This is a messenger RNA of Mangifera indica (mango), 612 nucleotides long. RefSeq names its product bromodomain-containing protein 7-like. NCBI's taxonomy places the organism in Eukaryota, Viridiplantae, Streptophyta, Magnoliopsida, Sapindales, Anacardiaceae. Bases 209 to 499 code for a protein of 96 amino acids. The record is from RefSeq and is a predicted model, not a curated record. The transcript is spliced from 2 exons.
CUAUCCACUACUAUUGAUUUUCUUAGUUCUACAGAUACAAUAAACAUAAAACCCCUUUAGCUUUGAAUGCCUUGAGAAGUGUGGAGAAAACUGCAGUCCACAAAACUCUCUGUCCAGAUUCCAAACCAAAAGGAAUCACAUAUCAAACAAGCAGAAAAACGAUACCAUUUCUUUAAUUUUCUUUCUGUUCUUCUCAGUCCGAAAAAAAAUGCAGUCCAUGAUGAACCUUCAUGGCCUUCCACUAUGUGUUUCUGGGAUCACUAAAUCUCAUCAUUCAACUCUCUCCAAAGAGAUGGCGGAUCAUGAUCGGAGAAGGGAAGCUAUGAAGAAGCAAAGAUCAAGAUCACGAUGUCAACAUGCAAAUCAAGAGAUGGGUAUUGAAAGAAACCGUGUGAGAGAAGCUGGAGAGAUCAAAGAAGGUGAGGUUGAUGGAGAUCUAGCUUGUGUUUUGCUGGAUCCGUCCAACAUUUGUUCGUCUUGUACAGCAAAAGCUGCUUAGAUUGUUGAUUGAAAUCAUUAAAAAUGCGAGCUUUAGCCUGAAAAUGUUCUUUUGAUCCUUGGGACUUCUCCCUAUUUGGUUUAUGUCAAUAUUUGGUUUGAUCUUCUUCUUUA